Molecule: messenger RNA, 309 nt
Organism: Peronospora matthiolae
Lineage: Eukaryota; Oomycota; Peronosporomycetes; Peronosporales; Peronosporaceae
Source: the annotation of a GenBank genome assembly
AUGAUCGAGUGGCGUUUGCUGUUUCGCUGGAAUGCGAGCUUUCGACAGCCAAGACCAUGGUGGAAAUGUGGGCGAUUUACAGCAGCAACGCACCACAUCUUCAAUGAAAAGUCCAAGUUUGAAGUUCUGGACGAGCGCAAUGAAGGUGAUGUGCUGGUUGCAGACGAAAACAAGGCUGCGAUCAAUAGAGUUGGGACUAUCGUCGAAAAGGUGGUCCUACCAAACGGUGAAGAGCGCGAAGUUGAAAUUGAGGAUGCACUUAAUGUCUCAAGCAUGAACAAGAACCUACUGUCGAUACCCCCAGAUUAA